Notolabrus celidotus (New Zealand spotty) is the source of this 6210-nucleotide messenger RNA. Its product is annotated as serine/threonine-protein kinase 38. The record is from RefSeq and is a predicted model, not a curated record. Gene Ontology annotation, molecular function: ATP binding; protein serine/threonine kinase activity. Gene Ontology annotation, biological process: intracellular signal transduction; peptidyl-serine phosphorylation. Lineage: Eukaryota; Metazoa; Chordata; Actinopteri; Labriformes; Labridae. The transcript has 14 exons. The coding region runs from base 62 to 1543 and encodes 493 amino acids.
GUGUGAGCCAUAGACUGUAAUACACGGUGUGGCCGCUGGGUGUCGUGUUGAGUUAAGAUUUAUGGUGACGCAACAUUCUGCAAAGCAGAGGAAGAGACAGAAGACACCGCACCUUCGACCAAGGCAAAGCAUGGCAAUGACGGGCCAAAGCUCCUGCUCCUCCAUGAGUAACCACACCAAGGAGCGGGUCACCAUGGCCAAAGUGACCCUGGAGAACUUCUACAGCAACCUCAUCGCCCAGCAUGAGGAGAGAGAAAUGAGGCAGCAGAAGCUUGAGAAGGUGAUGGAUCAGGAGGGCCUGGCCGAUGAAGAGAAACGUAUCCGCCGUUCUCAGCAUGCAAGGAAAGAGACAGAGUUCCUGCGUCUGAAACGCACUCGCCUGGGUCUGGAGGACUUUGAAUCCCUCAAGGUGAUCGGGCGAGGAGCUUUUGGAGAGGUUCGUCUGGUGCAGAAGAAAGACACGGGUCAUGUCUACGCCAUGAAGAUCCUCCGCAAAGCCGACAUGCUGGAGAAGGAACAGGUUGGACAUAUCCGUGCUGAGCGGGACAUCCUGGUGGAGGCAGACAGUCUGUGGGUGGUCAAAAUGUUCUACAGCUUCCAGGACAAGAUGAACCUCUACCUCAUCAUGGAGUUUCUGCCCGGAGGAGACAUGAUGACCCUGCUGAUGAAGAAGGACACUCUGACAGAAGAAGCCACUCAGUUCUACAUUGCAGAGACGGUGCUGGCCAUCGACUCCAUCCACCAGCUGGGCUUCAUCCACAGAGACAUCAAACCUGACAACCUGCUGUUGGACUCCAGGGGUCACGUAAAGCUGUCAGAUUUUGGUCUGUGCACAGGCCUGAAGAGGGCUCACCGGACCGAGUUCUACAAGAACUUGAACCACAGCCUGCCCAGUGACCUCAGCAAGCAAACCUUUCAGAACAUGAACUCCAAGAGGAAAGCAGAGACCUGGAAGAGGAACAGGAGGCAGCUGGCGUUCUCCACAGUGGGAACCCCGGACUACAUCGCACCAGAGGUCUUCAUGCAAAACGGAUACAACAAGCUCUGUGAUUGGUGGAGCCUGGGUGUCAUCAUGUAUGAGAUGCUGAUAGGUUACCCUCCGUUCUGCUCGGAGACGCCUCAAGAGACGUACAGGAAGGUGAUGAACUGGAGAGAGACGCUCACCUUCCCUCCAGAAGUGCCUAUUUCAGAGAAGGCCAAAGACCUCAUCCUCAGGUUCUGCUGUGAGGAGGAGCACAGGGUCGGUGCUACAAGUGUGGAGGAGAUAAAGUCCAAUCAGUUUUUUGAGGGAGUGGACUACGACCAUAUCAGAGAGAGACCUGCUGCCAUCCCCAUCGAGAUCAAAAGCAUCGACGACACCUCAAACUUUGAUGAAUUCCCCGACUCAGACAUCCUCACACCAACAGUUGCACCGGUUUCCAACCAGACCGAGGCCGACCUGAAGAACAAGGACUGGGUCUUCAUCAACUACACCUACAAACGCUUCGAGGGCCUGACUGCUCGGGGAGCGAUUCCGUCCUACAUGAAGGUGGCGAAGAGAUGAAAACUGUCAGACAGGAUUUUUAAAGCAACAGCACCAUGACACCUGAACGAGUCGUCCAAACCCCGCCAGGAGAACUCUGCUCUCUGACACCUGAGUGUUACCUCAGGGUUAAUAAUAACGGGGCUCACUUUCAUCUGCUGCUUUCCACCGUAUGAACUGUUGCCUUCUUUCUGCAGUCUUCACUUCUCUGAUGCUUCCGAGGGUACCUUUCUUCUUCCUGCUCACGUGUGAGGACUGAUCUGGGAUUAAAGGAUUCAGUGGAACGUCUUCAUUCCUGAUACCAGCAUCAUUUACAUUCCCUCUCUGCAAACCAGCACCAGUCUGUCGGAUCUAAGGGCUCCUCUCUGUUCUCACUCCAGUUCUCGGUGACUUGUCGACUCAAACAUUUUGAAGUCACCACUUAAAGGUUAUCAGGUGCUCUUCAGGGAUUCUGUCCAAAUCUUCCUUGUGGUUUCUGACGGCUCACCUUAAGGCUGCUGGCUCCUUCAGACGGCCGAACCAAAGACUGUGAGCUGCACCGUGUUUCUGCUUCCUCUCUCUGUCACGUUGCUUCUUAAGACUUUUUUAGAUUGAUAUUUGCAAGAUCUGCUUGUUGAAUUGAGUAUAUGAGAAUGAUGCAUUUUAUCGAGUCAUGUUACAUUUUGGCAGUGACCCCCCCCCCCCCCCCCCCCCCCCCCCCGUUCUGUUUGGAUACCUUUAGCACCUUAAAAAACGUCUGAUGCAACUUCAACACGAUCAGGCCUGCAGCUCCUUAACGGUGUGCUUGUGAUGGGUGUUUUUAUUGAAAUGGAAAAGUACAAGUGUGGCUGUAUUAAUCUGACACUAGAGUAAAGACAUGAGCUCAAAACUGAAGUCAAUAUUUCCCCACAAAUGUCUGCAGAUUUAUUUUGAAUACAGAUGCACCGAUCUGAUAUUUGAUAGACCUGGAUUUAUUAUUAGUAAAAAGUCAGACUGAUCCUCCACGUAUCUGUUCUUUUCACGUGCCAAGUGUCGGCUGUAUCUCACUGCUGCACAGCAAAACAAUAUCUUAUCCUACAUGCAAGACCUCAGUAAGCAAAGUAAGGCAACGUUGUUCAUUGAUUUCAGCCAAUCACAUCUGGUCAUGUUUUACAAAUAGGGGUGGGCGAUAUGGCCUCAAAGGUUUUCUGAGCAGGCUGCACAUGUGAACCCAAACAGACUACGUUUUGUCAAAAUUUCUAAUCCUUCGGGAAAUUUCCACCAGAAAAUAGUGUGAGCUAAUGUGAGAGUGCAGCGGGUGGAUGUGGAGCAAUGACGUUUAUAACAUGCGACACGUCAAAACCAGGUAGGGCGACACGUAACAGGAUGAAUAACAGGUUCACAGAAGAUUUCUGUCCGUCUGUUGCUACGUAGCUUUGCUAUGAAUGUAAAAACUGUCAUCUUAGCGUAAGUCUCUGUUGCUUCAUCGCCCUGAUUUACUUCCAUCACUAUCACCCUCCGCAUCUGACGGGGGAAAUUUCCAGCAGUGAGUGACACACACAUAAACCAGCAACUCUGCAAAAUUUUAAACGCAGAACUCCUGAAAAUGUAAAUAUUUGCAUGUUUGGAAAAUUCAGAAUAUUUAGAGUUUAUUUAAAUCACGUGUUGCUGAACACAGUGUUGGGACUGUAGUUUCACAGAUCUCUUUUUAACAUCCCUUGGAAGGAAUGACUCUAAAUCCCAGACCAAUAGAGAAAAUGUCGCUUAAAGCCUGCUGAAUGUCAGUUUGACAGAAUAUGAUGUUUGUAAAUGUUGAACAAUAUUAAGAUUACCGCAUCUCUAAAUUUGAUGUCCAUGUUUCAGAUGUCAUCAGCGUAGACAAGUCUGAAUCCUCAAGCAGCUCAAACUGGUGUUUCUUAUGGAGUUACCUGCUGAAGCGAGACGUCCCACUCCAUCUGUGUGAUCAUUAACAGAGGGUAAAUAUCCUGCAGCGUAGAUUUAAUGCAACCUGAACCUCAAGAGCCUUUUUGAUUUGUUCAUCCAUCAUUGUCGGCCUGAUUCAGUCCCACCACACAGAUUAGAUCUCCAGCACACAGUUUUUCUAUUUUUGUAAAAACAAUUACUCCGAAAAAAGUUGCAUGAGGUAAUUUUAAAAAGUGUCAUCUCACUGAUUUAGAAAUGUCUUUUUUCAUCUCAGCUCAAAAAUUCUUUACAAUGUUGACCAUAUUUCUAAUUUACUCAACCUUCCUAAAUUUUUAUUGGAAUAAAGGAGAAUCUCGUCGAGGACAGGAUGCAGAAGAAAAGCUUGUGUAGAAAAUAUUCCUAAUUUAAAAGAAGGGAUUCUCCUCGGUCACACAGACGUGUCGCAGUGAAGUCGUUUCAAAGCUGGGCAGCGUUGUGGGGAAUAAUACUGGUUUCAUAACUCUCUGUUCAUACUCUGCUCUGUCCUCAGGCCUUUUGUUCAGAUCUGCUGCAGGUUUUUGUUUUCUCACCUCCUCUGCUUCCACUUUUCUACUCACUAAACCUUCCACCAGCUUGUUUCCUUAGCUCCGAGGAGGUUUCCUUUGUGUAUAUAUAUUUGAAUAUACAACAGCGUGGUGGUCAGGAGGUUUGAUAUCAGGAGGAGCUCAUCACAUUACUCACAUCACCCUGAAUGUUUUUAAGACACUCAGCAUCUUAAAGAAUAACUCACGUUUCAUAAGUCGUGUUCGUCCACUGAGGAGUUUGUUUUGUUUAGAAGCACAGGGCUAACCAAACGUUUUCCAGUGAACACAAUAUCCAAAUGCUGUCAUUGAGAAAUGAAUGUAAAUUAAGUUUAAAGGAGUCAUGGAGAGGGUUUUCUUUUUUUGCCACAAUAAUUCCAAAAUGCUGAUUGUGUGAAUGUAGCCAGGUUUAAUGGUUUUCCCGGCACAUGAGCUGGGAUGUGUGGAAGCCCAUUUUACCCAGAAAGAAGUCCGAAAGGGACGAGAAGAGCAAUCAAAUACUGAGCUUUGAUAAAAUAACUUCAUUUAAUAUUGAAAAUGCAUUUCAUGAUUCAGAUAAUUAAUAAUUUGCCUUUAUAAGAGAUUUAAGAGGUCACAAUUUAACUACCUGAUUUUGAUUCAAUUUACAAAGACUUACUUCGACCCUGGUUGAUAAGUUUGAACUUAGAAUUUAUUUUGUUAUUUUUUUUGUUCUGAAUUGUUUGGUCUAUAAAACAUCCAUAAACAGCAAAAAUAUUGAGCAAGGUUUCCAAAUCCUGAGGUGGCGUCCUUAGAUUUUAAGUUUAGUCCAGAAUCUCAAAGAAAUAAAAGAAAAUACCAGUGCAGAUUUUUUUUUUUUUCUUAAAAUGAACAAACUAAAAUCUACAGAGCCCCUGAAGUCUCAAAUGGUAUCAUUGUUAGAUUUUUAACUUUAUAGAAUCAUCUCGUGGAAACAACUUGUCUUGUGCAAUUUUUUAUCUUUUGUGCUUAAGAAAAUUAUCUUGUGCACAUACGUUUUUAUCUUUUGGGAACAAUUUAUUAUUGUGUGUGCAAAAAAGAUGAAAUGAUUCACUUUUGGAGUGUGCCUCCGUACAAAUGGCACACUGGUUUCCAAAUAGUUGGUGUUUAAUUUAACCCUGUCUGACCUGAACGCAGGAGAUUAUUGUGCUUACAGUGAUAAUUAAAUUAAUUGAAAUCAAACCCAAAUUAGUUUCUGAAGCAAAUUAAAAUACAAGAGAAUUUGACCUCAAAACAAAACAAAAUCAACACAAUAAGAACGACCAAACUUCUACCAGAAGUCUGAUAUAAAAAGUAUUCAACCAGCUAACGCUUCUGUCGUCACCAUGUUUAACAUGCUAUGACGUCUUCAUGUUUCAUUUGGUGUGGGAUAAAUUAGGUAAAACGCUAACUGACGCCAGUAAAAAGUAAAAAUACUUCAAGUGAUAAUUUCAUGCCAAGCAAAUGUCUCGAUAAUGCACUGUCCAACCAUUUCCAAAGGUUAAAACAUUAUCAAAAUAGAUUAUUGAUUUAAUAGUUAUAAAUUGUGAGGUAUCUGCAGCUUCCCCACACAGAAGUUGUCGGAUCGUUCAAAUCUUAAGUAAGACCAUAAUUUAAGGUUAAGAUGAUUUGAUGCAUGCUCAGAUUUUCAAACUUCGAUCUUUUCUCUUCAUGUUUCUAAAACAUUUCUCACAUUUCAUCUGUUUCCAUUAUUUUUGUCCGGAAUGGGCUUCCAUACAUACCAGCUCAGUCUGAAGGUUUUCUUCUGGUCUGUAAUAUAAAGCUUGGUAUAUUCAGGUAGUGUGUAGAUGGCGCUCAGCACAUUGUAACACAUUGUAGUGAAGCACGCUGUGGAGCUUAUUUCCAUGGGAUGGGAGGGGGGGGGCUCACUAUUUUAAACAUACUGUGUGACAGAGGGAAGUUUCUGCUCCGCAUGUUUUUACCAAACUGCAGAAGAGUCGCUUAAAGCAAUAGAGCACACGGAACGACUUGUUUUAUUGAUGAUGCCACUUUGUGUGUGUGUGUGAGUGUGUGUGAGGUGUCAGACUGCAGGUGAAGAUGUGAGCGUGCUCAGUAGAGACAUGAAAUGAUAUGUAUGUUGUUUUCUACGCGUGAGGCUCAGAUGUGUGUCCGCUCGGCUCGUGUGUGAGUCGACGUGUGGGGGUCGGUGUUUGGGAAGGUGGGUGUACAUUAUUUAAACCACUGUUCUCUGUGUAGCGUGUGGCUGAUGUUUGUUUUCUGCUAUUUGACAAUGAAUUACUCUGCACUUAA